This is a messenger RNA of Cynoglossus semilaevis (tongue sole), 6625 nucleotides long. RefSeq names its product chromodomain-helicase-DNA-binding protein 4-like. Gene Ontology annotation, molecular function: histone binding; ATP binding; ATP-dependent chromatin remodeler activity. Gene Ontology annotation, biological process: chromatin remodeling. Bases 452 to 6322 code for a protein of 1956 amino acids. The transcript has 41 exons. NCBI's taxonomy places the organism in Eukaryota, Metazoa, Chordata, Actinopteri, Pleuronectiformes, Cynoglossidae. Gene Ontology annotation, cellular component: nucleus; NuRD complex; chromatin. The record is from RefSeq and is a predicted model, not a curated record.
GGGGAGGGGCGACUGAUGUGCGUGAAUGCGUGCGUGUGUGUUGAGGGGGUUAUUAUGGGAUGUCUGCCCCCUGAUCUCUUUGUGUGUGCGCGCGUCCACGUGGGGCGUGUGUGCGUGGAUGAGUUUGUGCGCGCGGAGGUAAAGAAAAGAAAGAAGCAGAGACGGCGUCGUCGUCGUGUGCACACGCUGCCGCUCACACGCACACAAAAGAAAACUGAUUAAAACGAAGAAGAAAGAAGAUAAAACAGUUUGGUUGAAGGUGAAUUAACGCAGGGUCAUAGAUUAAAGCGCCUCCCGGUGUUUGUGGACGGAAAGUGUGGAGGGAGUUACUACUGUUGCUCCGACUGGGUCACAACUCUGGAUUACCACAAGCAAAAUAAAUAAACUUUAGGCAUUAUUUGGUUAGCUAGCAUUGCAGUUGGCUAACUAAGUAAAAAGUUUUCUGGUGAUUAUGUCUGGAAGUGAAGAUGACAGAGACGAGUACGGAGCCACGGAUGACCGAUUAUUGCACGACGAUGACGACGAGGAGGUCUCUGAGAACGAGGCUCCAAAGGUGAAAAAGAAAAAGAAAGCUAAGAAGAGCAAAGAGAGUAAGAGCAGCAAGAGGCGCUCACGGAGAGAGGAACUUCCUGUCAGCUCGCCGGAACACAUGGACCUGGGUGGAGUUGACGACGGAGAUGACGGCUCGCUGCGCCGCUCCGACAGCGAGGGCAGUGACUACACACCAGGUCGCAAGAAGAAGAAGAGAACGGGCAGUGUUAAAGAGAAGAAGAGGGGCAGUGUGGGAAAUGAACGCAGUUCAGCCAAGAAGAAAGAACCGGAACCAGAGGACGAGGAGGACGACGACGAUGACGACUGCUCGGAACCCAAGUCUUCUUCACAGCUGUUGGACGACUGGGGCAUGGAGGACAUCGACCACGUCUUCACGGAGGAGGACUACCGCGCUCUCACCAACUACAAGGCCUUCAGUCAGUUUGUCAGGCCCCUCAUCGCAGCUAAAAACCCCAAGAUCGCGGUGUCUAAAAUGAUGAUGGUCCUCGGCGCCAAGUGGCGCGAAUUCAGCACCAACAACCCCCUGAGGGGGGCAGCCGCCGCUAAUGCUGCCCUAGCUACAGCCAACGUCCCUGCUGCUGUGGACACCAUGGUGGCAGAGGUGGCUCCCAGUGUCCCUGCAGCCGCGCCAGCGCCUCCUCCGCCGGAGCCUCAGCAGCCGCCGGCACCACCGCUGCGAAAGGCCAAGACCAAGGAGGGCAAAGGUCCAAAUGCUCGCAAGAAGUCCAAACCUGCACCAAAGCCUCAGGAGAAGAAGAACAACAGCAAGACCAAAAAAGUGGCUCCACUGAAGAUCAAACUGGGAGGAUUCAACAACAAGAGGAAACGCUCCUCGAGCGAGGAGGACGAGCCUGACGUGGACAGUGACUUUGACGACGGCAGCAUGAACAGCGUGUCGGUGUCUGAGGGAUCCAACAGUCGCAGCAGCCGCUCCAAGAAGAAGCCCGCUAAGAGCAAACCCAAGAAGAAGAAAGAAGCAGAGGACGGGGACGGCUACGAGACGGACCACCAAGACUACUGCGAGGUGUGUCAGCAGGGGGGGGAGAUCAUCCUGUGUGACACCUGCCCCAGAGCCUACCACAUGGUCUGUCUGGACCCCGACAUGGAGAAGGCACCGGAGGGAACCUGGAGCUGCCCACACUGUGAGAAGGAGGGCAUCCAAUGGGAGGCCAGGGAGGAGGCCUCCGAGGGGGAGGAGGACAACGGUGAGGCCGGAGAGACGGAGGAGGACGACCACCACAUGGAGUUCUGUCGCGUCUGUAAAGACGGAGGUGAACUGCUGUGCUGUGACUCCUGUCCGUCCUCGUACCACAUCCACUGUCUCAACCCACCGCUGCCCGAGAUUCCCAACGGAGAGUGGAUCUGUCCGCGCUGCACGUGUCCGUCCAUGAAGGGGAAGGUCCAGAAGAUCCUCACCUGGCGCUGGGGAGAUCCUCCUCCUCCAACGCCUGUCCCCCGACCUCCUGAUCUUCCUGCCGACACUCCUGACCCCGCCCCGCUGGCAGGGCGACCGGAGAGGGAGUUCUUUGCCAAGUGGUCCAACAUGUCGUACUGGCACUGUUCCUGGGUCACAGAGCUUCAGUUGGAGCUCCACUGCCAGGUGAUGUUCAGGAACUACCAGAGGAAGAACGACAUGGACGAGCCUCCGCCCAUUGACUUUGGAGAAGGAGAGGAGGACAAGAGCGUGAAGAGGAAGAACAAGGAUCCCAUGUACGCUCGGCUGGAGGAGAAGUACCUGCGCUUUGGCAUUAAGAUGGAGUGGCUGAUGAUCCACCGCAUCCUCAACCACAGCGUGGACAGGAAGAACAACGUUCACUACCUGAUCAAGUGGAGGGAGCUGGCCUACGACCAGGCCACCUGGGAGGCCGAGGACAUGGACGUACCAGAGUUUGACACCUACAAGCAGCAGUACUGGAACCACAGAGAGCUGAUGAUGGGAGAGGAGGGACGACCGGGAAAGAAGAUCAAAGUGAAAGGACGAGUGAAACGUCCAGAGAGGCCUCCAGAGAACCCUGUCAUUGACCCGACCAUAAAGUUUGAGCGUCAGCCGGAGUAUCUGGACAGCACAGGUGGAACCCUGCACCCGUAUCAGCUGGAGGGUCUGAACUGGCUCAGGUUCUCCUGGGCGCAGGGAACAGACACCAUCCUGGCUGACGAGAUGGGUCUGGGCAAGACGGUGCAGACGGCCGUCUUUCUCUACUCGCUGUACAAAGAGGGUCACUCCAAGGGUCCCUUCCUGGUCAGCGCUCCCCUCUCCACGAUAAUCAACUGGGAGAGGGAGUUUGAGAUGUGGGCCCCCGACAUGUACGUGGUGACGUACGUUGGCGACAAAGACAGCAGAGCCGUGAUCAGAGAAAAUGAGUUCUCAUUUGAGGACAACGCCAUCAGAGGGGGGAAGAAGGCAUCAAGGAUGAAGAAAGACUCGUCCAUCAAGUUCCACGUCCUGCUCACGUCGUACGAGCUGAUCACCAUCGACAUGGCCAUCCUGGGCUCCAUCGACUGGGCCUGUCUGGUGGUGGAUGAAGCCCACAGGCUGAAGAACAACCAGUCCAAGUUUUUCCGUGUGUUGAACAACUACCCGCUGCAGCACAAGCUGCUCCUGACGGGAACUCCUCUGCAGAACAACCUGGAGGAGCUCUUCCACCUGCUCAACUUCCUGACCCCGGAGAGGUUUAAUAAACUGGAGGUCUUCCUGGAGGAGUUUGCGGACAUCGCCAAGGAGGAUCAGAUCAAGAAGCUCCACGACAUGUUGGGUCCACACAUGCUGAGGAGACUGAAGGCCGACGUCUUCAAACACAUGCCAUCAAAGACGGAGCUGAUCGUCAGGGUGGAGCUCAGUCCCAUGCAGAAAAAAUACUACAAAUUCAUCCUGACUAAGAACUUCGAGGCCCUGAACACCAAGGGAGGAGGAAACCAGGUUUCUCUGCUCAACGUGGUGAUGGACCUGAAGAAGUGCUGCAACCAUCCGUACCUGUUUCCUGGUGCUGCCAUGGAAGCCCCAAAGAUGCCCAACGGCAUGUAUGACGGCAGCGCUCUCACCAAGGCUUCUGGGAAACUGCUGCUGCUUCAGAAGAUGAUGAGGAAGCUGAAGGAGGGGGGGCACAGAGUCCUGGUCUUCUCUCAGAUGACCAAGAUGUUGGACCUUUUGGAGGACUUCCUGGAGAAUGAGGGCUACAAGUACGAGAGGAUCGACGGAGGAAUCACUGGAGGGAUGAGACAGGAGGCCAUCGAUCGCUUCAACGCUCCUGGUGCUCAGCAGUUCGCCUUCUUGCUCUCCACGAGGGCUGGAGGUCUGGGCAUCAACCUGGCCACCGCCGACACCGUGGUCAUCUACGACUCCGACUGGAAUCCUCACAACGACAUCCAGGCCUUCAGCAGAGCUCAUCGUAUCGGUCAGAACAAGAAGGUGAUGAUCUACCGCUUCGUCACCAAGGCCUCGGUGGAGGAGAGGAUCACUCAGGUGGCCAAGAAGAAGAUGAUGUUGACCCACCUGGUGGUCAGACCUGGUCUGGGCUCCAAGACGGGUUCUAUGUCCAAACAAGAACUGGACGACAUCCUGAAGUUUGGAACAGAGGAGCUGUUUAAAGACGAAGGAGAAGGUGAGAACAAAGAGGAGGACAGCAGCAUCAUUCACUACGACGACAAGGCCAUCGACCGUCUACUGGACCGGAACCAGGACGCCACCGACGACACGGAGCUGCAGAGCAUGAACGAGUACCUGAGCUCCUUCAAGGUGGCUCAGUACGUGGUCAAAGACGAGGAGGAGGAGGAGGAGGAGGUGCAGCGGGAGAUCAUCAAACAGGAGGAGAGCGUGGAUCCAGAUUACUGGGAGAAGCUGCUGCGUCAUCACUACGAGCAGCAGCAAGAAGACCUGGCCCGGAACCUGGGCAAAGGAAAACGCAUCCGAAAACAGGUCAACUACAACGACGGCUCACAGGAGGACAGAGGUGAGGCCAGGGGGCGAUCUUCAGCCGACUGGCAGGACGACCAAUCUGACGGCCAAUCAGACUACUCUGUGGCCUCGGAGGAGGGAGACGAAGACUUUGACGAGCGGACAGAAGCCAACUCUCGCAGGCCCAACAGGAAGGGCCUGAGGAACGACAAAGAUAAGCCACUGCCCCCCCUGCUGGCCAGGGUGGGAGGCAACAUUGAGGUUUUGGGCUUUAACUCCCGGCAGAGGAAGGCCUUCCUGAAUGCAGUGAUGCGUUAUGGGAUGCCUCCACAGGAUGCCUUCACCACCCAGUGGCUGGUGAGAGACCUGCGGGGGAAAUCGGAGAAAGAGUUCAAGGCCUACGUGUCUCUGUUCAUGCGUCACCUGUGUGAACCCGGAGCCGACGGCGCCGAGACGUUUGCUGACGGCGUCCCCAGAGAAGGGCUGUCCAGACAGCACGUCCUGACACGUAUUGGUGUGAUGUCGCUGAUCCGUAAGAAGGUUCAGGAGUUUGAGCACGUGAACGGUCAGUGGUCCAUGCCCUGGAUGGCUGAGCUAGAGGAGAACAAGAGGGCGGCGGCCCAGCCCGACUCGCCCGGAAAAACGCCCUCUACUGGGACGCCCGCAGACACGCAGCCCAACACGCCGGCUCCAGUGGACGACUCCAAGAACGACGACGCGCUGAAGGACGGCGAGAAGGAGGCGAGAAAAGACGGCGAGGUGGAGAAGAACGGCAGAGAGCCUGUGAAGAACUCCACCACUGAGGUCAUCUCCAUCCCCGACGAUGACGAGAAGAGUCCGUCAGAGCAGCAGGAGGAGAAGAAGAACGGAGAAGAGCCCAUGGAGACGGACAAACCCAGCAACGGAGAAGCUGAGAAUGGAGAGAAGGAGAAGGAUGGAGAGGGUGAGAAGAAGAGUCCAGGGGCUGAGGAGGAGGACAAGUCACCUCCAGAAACAAAGACGGAGACAUCUGAGGUCAAAGCAGAGGAGCCGGAGGUCAAAGAAGAGAAGAAAGAAGAGAAGAUGGACGCCACCCCGGCCGCUGAAGAUAAAAAAGAUCUGAAGGAGGAGAAGGAGGAGCGGAAGAACGAGGAGGUGUCCACAAAACUACAGAACGGAGACGGUGGUAAAGACGGCGCCGCCUCAGCAGCCAGCAGCGAGGAGAAGAAGAAGGCCAAGAGCAGGUUCAUGUUCAACAUCGCCGACGGAGGAUUCACAGAACUCCACUCUCUGUGGCAGAACGAGGAGCGCGCUGCCACGGUAACCAAGAAAACCAACGAGAUCUGGCACCGUCGCCAUGACUACUGGCUGCUGGCUGGAAUCAUCCAACACGGCUACGCUCGCUGGCAGGACAUUCAGAACGACGUGAAGUUCGCGAUCCUCAACGAACCCUUCAAAGGAGAGAUGAAUCGAGGGAACUUCCUGGAAAUCAAGAACAAGUUUCUGGCGAGAAGGUUCAAGCUGUUAGAACAGGCCCUGGUGAUCGAGGAGCAGCUCCGUAGAGCUGCCUACCUCAACAUGUCUGAAGACCCCUCCCACCCCUCCAUGGCUCUGAACACCCGCUUCAGUGAGGUGGAGUGUUUGGCUGAGUCUCACCAACACCUCAGUAAAGAGUCCAUGUCUGGAAACAAACCUGCCAACGCUGUGCUGCACAAAGUGUUGAAACAGUUGGAGGAACUCCUCAGUGACAUGAAGGCUGAUGUCACUCGUCUCCCAGCAACCAUUGCCAGGAUACCACCGGUUGCCGUCCGGUUGCAGAUGUCGGAGAGAAACAUCCUGAGUCGACUUGCGAGUCGAGGUCCAGAGACACAGACACAGCAGCAGAUGUCACAGCAGUAGACUGAAAGUCGUCUCGUUACCUCGGGAACCGCCCCCUGCCUCACAGCCACAUUCCUGAUUGGUGCACAGCAGAACGACAGACCAAGCUUGAAGCCACGCCCACUCAACUGCCCCGCCCUCUGAUCUUAAACAGACUUUUUUCUGGACGUUUGAAUUCCCGCCCGUGUCUCACCUUUGACCCUUAUGUUGAAGGUCGUGGGCAGAAAAGCGAUUAUUCCUUUUUCUUUUUUGAAUUUCUGUAUUAAUAUUAUUGUUAUAAUGUUAUUAUGUUUUUGAACCUAAAUAAAAAAAAAAAGUUUCUCA